This is a messenger RNA of Penicillium canariense, 1530 nucleotides long. RefSeq lists its product as uncharacterized. NCBI's taxonomy places the organism in Eukaryota, Fungi, Ascomycota, Eurotiomycetes, Eurotiales, Aspergillaceae. Gene Ontology annotation, molecular function: transmembrane transporter activity. The transcript is spliced from 4 exons. Gene Ontology annotation, biological process: transmembrane transport. The record is from RefSeq and is a predicted model, not a curated record. The coding region runs from base 1 to 1530 and encodes 509 amino acids.
AUGUCGCUGCACGAACAUGAAAUUCCUGGCGGAAUGCCAGCCAAAUCAUCAUCUGAUUAUAUUGAAGAGAAGGAUAUUGCGGUCAAUGCCCAUCCGACCAGGUUUCUCUCCGAGUCGCACCAGUCCUACCUGCUCGAGCGGCAUGGCACGCUGGAUCUCGAUCCUAUCCCCAGCAUGGAUCCAGCAGAUCCAUACAACUGGCCACUGUGGAAGAAAACCGCCAACCUGAGCCUCGUCUCGUUCCAUGCCUGCAUGGGCACGCUUACUGCCGCAGCUAUCAUCUGCGCAUACGAGGACAUCGCCCUUGAUGUCGAUGUCUCUAUACAGCGAGUCAGCUAUCUUACUUCCUUGCAGAUUGCGAUCCUUGGGGGUGCUCCGUUGUUUUGGAAGCCACUUUCACACCGUUUUGGACGGCGUCCGAUUUUCCUUUUAUCCCUGAUUCUGAGCUGUGUCUGUAACAUUGGAUGCGCAAAGAGUCCGGACUACGCCUCAAUGGCAGCUUGCCGUGCCUUAGUAGCUUUCUUUAUCUCGCCUGCUAUGGCCAUUGGAAGUGGCGUUGUGACAGAGACCUUCUUCCGACAUGAGCGAGCACGGUAUAUGGGAAUCUGGACGAUCAUGGUUACCCUCGGUGUGCCAAUUGGGCCUUUCAUCUUUGGUUUCGUGGCUCAACGCGUUGAUUACCGCUGGAUCUACUGGAUUCUGGCCAUCACGAACGGUGUCCAGUUCUUCCUCUACAUAUUUUUCGGCCCUGAAACCCGCUACAUCGGCGCCCAUGUCCAAUCUAAAUCGUCUGUCUUCAAGCGCGAGUAUAUGUCCUUGCGUCGCAUCGAUCCAACCCCGUUCAAGGUGUCCGAAUUCUUCCAUCCUUUGACGUUGUUUACGAACAUCCCGGUCCUACUCGCCGCUAUCGCAUACUCCAUGGUCUUCCUUUUUGCUUCUGUGCUGAACUCCGUUGAAGUGCCCCAGCUCCUCCAGAGGAAGUUCGAACUCAAUGCCCAACAACUUGGCCUUCAAUUCCUAGGCCUGAUCAUUGGGUCCCUCCUUGGCGAGCUGCUGGGCGGCUUCAUGUCUGAUAUGUGGAUGAACACCCGUGCCAAGAAGAUUGGCCACAAGCCCGCACCAGAGUACCGGCUGUGGCUGAGCUACAUUGGGUUCCUGCUGAGUAUUGCAGGCAUGGUCGUGUUCCUUGUUUGCACGGAACAGGCUACCCUGGGUAAGUGGAAUGUGAAGCCUUUGAUAGGAACUGGUAUUGCUGCAUUCGGCAACCAAGUCGUUACCACAGUCAUGACUACUUAUGCGGUGGAUACGUACCCGCAGGACGCGGGCAGCGUUGGUGUCUUCAUCAACUUCGUGCGAUCGACGUGGGGAUUUAUUGGCCCAUUCUGGUUUACCUCCAUGUUCGAUAGCGUUGGCAUUGCUAAUAGCUCUGGAAUUGUCGCGGCCUUGAUCAUAGGCUGCAGCUUCUUCCCUACAGUUUUUCUGCAGUGGCAAGGGAAGCGAUUGUACAGCAAUGACUCCGAUAGGCUUUGA